Molecule: messenger RNA, 1617 nt
Organism: Microdochium trichocladiopsis
Lineage: Eukaryota; Fungi; Ascomycota; Sordariomycetes; Xylariales; Microdochiaceae
Exons: 4
Coding region: 1-1617 (538 amino acids)
Source: RefSeq, a predicted model, not a curated record
AUGAGCCGCGCCCGCGCCACGACUGUGGCCAAUCCAACAACCGCAGCAGCAGCAGCAGCAGCUCCAUCCGCAAUAGACCACAGCGCCCACCAUGAUAUUCACGCGCACAACCACAGCUCCGGUCCUUCCGGGCCAGGGCCGGCCGGCCCGGGCGCCAUCAUCGGGGAGCUGGUCCGGCGCGCGUCCGUCAGCAUCAUGAACACGAACCCGCAGCUGGGCAUGUGGCAAGCCACCGGCACCGCCAUCGCCCAAGCGCCCAACCUCGCAGAGCUGCGUGGCACCGAGUCUGGCGGGCUCAACAUCGAGUUCAACAGCCAGGGCCACUCGGCGCGCAUCGUGGCCGAGGAGGACGACGGCGAGCUCGUGCUGGUACGGUCAAACACAAACUUGUCGAUGGCGGCGGCGGGGAGGAGGGGCUCGCUCAUGGGUGGUGGUGGUGGGCUGACGCGACGGGACACGGGGACGGGGACUGUGCUGGCGGAGGUACGCGAGGACGAAGAUGGUGACCACCAGGGAAAGCCACCCACCUCCCGGCCGGCGUCUUCAUCUGGGAGGACCGGGAAUGGCUUGGAGGCGGUGACCACGGUGCCCGACAGCGGCCGCGAUGACAGGAAGGGCCGCCGCCACGGGCACCGGUUCAGGGGACUCAAGAGGCGGCAGACGCUCAAGGACAAGCACAAGCACGAGAGGCUCGAGAAGUGGGGGCCCACGGUCCGCAACGGGCUGCUCGCGUUCUGGAAGUUCUUCACCACGUUUGCCGGCUUCUGCAUCACUAUAUACGGCCUGAACAUUGUGGCCUGGGGUGCCAUGCUCUUCUUCCUCCUCCUCAACGCUGCCCCCGCCAUGGCGGUGCCCAACGCCGACGACGACUACUCCCCGCGCAAGAUCUGGCUCGAGAUCGACUCGCAGAUUCUCAACGCCCUGUUCUGCGUCACCGGCCUGGGCCUCGCGCCGUGGCGCUUCCGCGACCUGUACUUUUUCGUGCGGGCCACGCGCUUCCGGGACGCCGACGCGAUGCAGCGCCUUGCGAGGCAGAACAAGGGUUGGUUCCGCCCGCCGCGGUGGGCCGUCACAGACGGCGCCGCGGCCAAUGGUAGUGGUGCUAGGGGCGAUGGUGCUGCCGCAUCGAUGGGGAGUAAUACCGCAGGCCAAUCGACGACGACGACGACGACGACAGCAAAGUACAGCAACGUGCCCACCACGGACCACGACCGGUUCCGCGACCACGACGACAACGGCGGCGACAUUGAGCUCGGCCACGGCACUCAGCGCCACCAUGACCACGACGAGGAGGAUGAGCAGGAGGAGCUGGACUUUGAGCCCCGGCUGGCGGCCAGGUCGAUGACGUUUACGGGCCAGACGGCCCCGCCCACGGCGCUGUGGAAGCUGCUCUUCACCAUCAUGAUGAUGGUGAUGAACACCGGGUUCCAGGUCGUGCUGUGCUACUUUAUGUGGGGGUACAAUCGGUUCAAUCGGCCGUCCUGGGCCACGGGCACAUUCAUCGCGCUCGGAUGCGCAACGGGCAUGUUCUCGGGCCUCAUGUCAUGGUGGGAAGGGAGAAAGGUGAAAAAGAUCGAGGGGCCAGAGGUCCAGAUUGUUGAAAAGGGCGAGGUAUGA